AUACCCCCCACCACUGUAACCACACAGUGACGUCAGAGCCAGAGAAGAUGGCGGCUGCACUGAAGGCGGAAGCAGGGGAGAGCGGGCGGUGCGUUGCGUGAGAAUCAUCCCGCAUGGACUCGUCACCAUGAGCAACAAGGACAUGGUUUCCACGGAGACAGAGAACAAAGUGCAGAGGAAAGUGUUUCUUCCCAACAAGCUGCUCGAGUGUCUCCCCCGCUCGUCCACGCUGCCUAACGAGCGUCUGCGCUGGAACACUAACGAGGAGAUCGCUUCUUACCUGAUUACAUUUGACAGACAUGACGAGUGGCUCUCCUGCAGCCUGAAAACCAGGCCGAAGAACGGCAGCAUCAUCCUGUACAACAGGAAGAAGGUGAAGUACAGGAAGGAUGGAUACUGCUGGAAGAAAAGGAAGGAUGGGAAGACGACAAGAGAGGACCACAUGAAGCUCAAGGUCCAGGGCAUGGAGUGCCUGUACGGCUGCUACGUCCAUUCCUCCAUCGUACCGACAUUCCACAGACGGUGCUACUGGCUGCUGCAGAACCCAGACAUUGUGCUGGUGCACUACCUGAACGUGCCUUCCCUGGAGGAUUCUGGGAAAUGCAGUCCGCUGCUGUGUGCAGUGGCCGACCGCCAUGACAGCGUGAGGUGGAGCCGAGAAGAUCUGCUGAACCAGCUGAAGCCCAUGUUUCACAGUAUGAAGUGUUCUCUGGGCUCAGGUGACUUCAGCAUCGAGGAGCUGGUUCAACACAUCCUGGACCGACAGAGAACCAAACCCCAGCCUCGCACACACACCUGUCUGUGUAACACAGCCCAAGUGUCUCCAGGUGUGAACAUUCCUCAUCGCUGUAACAGCACCAAGCACCGCAUCAUCUCCCCCAAGCUGCCCCCCUCCUCCUGCAGACCCUCCCCCUCCCCCCUCUGCUCUGAGGGGGGGGAGGCAGCCGGGGGAGGAGGGGGAGGAGAAGCCAAGCUGCCUCACCUCCAGGCUCGGAGCAGCCCAGCCUCUUCUCCCUGCCCCGCCUCCAGCUCGGCCUCGUCGCCCCCCCCGCCCCACACAGCCACCGUCACCAUGAGCAACCACAGCAACGGUUUCUACGGCGACCGGAGCAGCCACCUGACGACCGUGGCGCUGCCACAGAAUGCUGUCAUCGUCAUGGCAACAGCCAUCGCUGGAGGGGAGGGGGUCAGAGGGGACGAGGGGGGACAGGGGAGGAGUCUGUCACUCACCCGUUCGGGGCAGUUGCUGCUCUCCCCCGCCCUCCCCCCUUCUGAAGGCACGCCCACCUGCCCCUCCCCUCCCUCCUCCCUCCCCCCUCCCACCGUACAGGCGCCGGGUGUCGCCACCCUCUCCCUCACCCUCCUCCCGUCUCCUGUUAUCGGAGGCAUGCUCCUCACCCCCUCGUCCUCCUCUACCUCACUCCGCUCCCCUGCACCUCCUGCCGCUGCCACACCCCCUCCCCCCCCCUCCUCCCCUUCACCACCUCCCCUUCCCCCAUGCCUUCCCCCCGCCUUUGACCCUGACUCCUUCCUAAACUCCCCCAAAGAGGGUCAGACAUAUGGUGGCCCUCCUCACCCCUCCUCCUCCACUCCCUCCCCUGUCCUCUGCUCCUCAUCCUCCCCUCUCUCCCCCCCCUCACUCGCGCUCUCCCUCUCCCCCACGUCAACCCCUCCCUCCUCCGUCUCCCCUCCCUCCUCGCUCUCCUCUCUCUCCUUCUCCUCCUCUGAUGCGGACAAGCGAGACUCUUCAUCUUCCUCUCCACCUUCGUCCUCCGUCCCCCCUUCCCUCUCCCUGUCUCCCACCUCCUCUGUGGCCCCGCCCCUCCUCCCCCUCUGCCUGGAGCUUGCUGCUCUGGGGCAGUCUGAGGGAAGGAGGGGGGAGGAGGAGGUGGGGGGCGAUGAAGAGGAGGUGAAGGACCGUAGAGACGACGAUGACGAUGAUGAAAGCAGAGCUCCUCCCACCAAACUGGCGCUGCUGCAGCCGAGCCACGCCUCCUCUGCUUCGUUGCUACAGCAACAGACAGGAAGUAGCGCUGCGUCGCUGCUCCUGGUUGGUCAAGACUCGGCAGCCACUCGUACCCAGCCGGCCAAUCAGGCGCAUAGACAGGCUAAUGGACAGCAUUCAUUGGUUCUGAGACAGCCCUACAGUCAACAGUCUGCCACUGGAGCCCCGCCCCCGGCGCAGAUAUCCCAUCAGCCCCUGGGGCUGCAGCAGUCGUCACUGGUUCCAGCUCACCUGGCAACGUGUCAGAUUCAGGUGAAGGAGGAGAGUGGGCGGGGCUACAACUCGGAGGACGCCUGCAUGGACACUCCCCUGGAGGAGGAGGCGGGGCCCUGCGAACAGGCAGGGGAGGAGCUUGACAUCUCCUUCGACAGCCAGUUUCCUGACCUGAUCUCUGACCUCAUCACAGAGGAGGCCAAUCCCGUCGCAGCUCACCCCCCCACCGCCGUCACAACAAACCCAGCUGUGUUUGCGGCAGGGGUUCGAUACAUGGUGCCCCCCCAGCCCUCUCCCUCUUCGUCCUUCCUCCCCUUCCCUCACCCUCUACCCUCCCCCUCCUCCAGCCGCCUGGCCUCUAUCACCGACUUCUCCCCAGAGUGGUCCUACCCCGAGGGGGGUGUGAAGGUGUUGAUAACGGGUCCGUGGAGCGAACUGUUGGGUCGAUACUCGUGUGUUUUUGAUCAGAGCACCGUCCCUGCAUCUCUGAUCCAGCCUGGAGUACUGCGCUGCUACUGCCCCGCCCACGAGGCUGGUUUGGUUUGUCUGCAGGUUCUGGAGUCGGCCGGUUCCGUUUCUUCGUCUGUUCUGUUCGAGUACCGAGCGAGGAACGCCAGCUCCCUGCCCAGCUCGCAGCUCGACUGGCUCUCAUUGGACGAUAAUCAGUUCAGGAUGUCCAUCCUGGAGCGUCUGGAGCAGAUGGAGCGGAGGAUGGCAGAGAUGGCCGCCCGUGAUAACAACCAGCAACAACAACAACGGCAACAACAACAACAACAACAACAACAACAACAACAACAACACAGCCACCAGCUGGCAGCACCCCCUCCACCAACCCUACCUGAGGAGCAGGAACAGUCCUCGCAGUGGUUUGAGAGGAGGAUUGUGGGAGUUUGUGAACGAAUGAUGAGGGUCGGACGAUGGGGAGGAGGAGGAGGAGGAGGAGGAGGAAGAGGAGGAGAAGGAGGAGAGAGGCUUCAUCACUCAGUCCGUCACCGUGGGAUGACUCUGCUCCACCUGGCUGCUGCACAGGGAUACACACACCUGAUCCACACUCUGAUCCGCUGGAGGAGCGUGAGCAGUGACAGUUUAGACUUGGAACAGGAAGUUGAUCCUCUCAACGUCGACCACUUCUCCUGCACCCCGCUGAUGUGGGCGUGUGCUCUGGGCCACCAGAGGGCAGCGGAGCUCCUCUACAGCUGGAACAGUCUGGCUCUGGGGAUCCCUGAUUCGCUGGGACGUCUGCCACUUGCUGUCGCUCGCUCCCGAGGACACACCCGACUCGCCACGGCGCUGGAGGAGCUGCACACACAACGCACAGUGCCUCACAACACGCCCAGGGACACACACAUGUCUGAAGCAGACACACCGGCCACGCCACAGCCGCCCCUGUCGCCUCUGUCCACGAGCCCAGACACAGGUCUGAGCUCGUCCAGCAGCCUCCCCUCGCCCAGUGACCCCUCCUCCUCCUCCCCGAGCUCUGCCUACUCGAGUGGCCCCGCCCCCAUGGACACCUCCCCAUCCUCCCCUUCUUCUUCUUUCUCCCCCUCCUCCUCGCUGCCUGUCUCCCCUCCCUCUGCCCCCUCCCCCCUGCUGUCCUCACUUCCUCAUGUGUCCAUGUGGGGGGAAGAGCCCAACGCUGGAUUCCAUGAAACCAUGUCUGAGCCGAUCGAUGUCACAGGUCUGAACCCCGGAGGUUCCAGAGACUCUUCUCCGUACCUCAUGGACUAUGAGAGCGCCUCCCCCGGCCACACGCAUGUUUACACACAUGCACACGCCCACACGGCCGGCGGGCGGCGAGUGCACGCCGCGGCGCGGCUGGAGGAGCAGCUGUUGAGCUACAGCGAGAACGAAGGCGAGGAGGAAGAGUACCUGGAGGAGGAGGUGCUGCAGGUUGACAUGGCAACACUGGCAGAACAAAUCAUUGAGGCGACACCUGAGCGAAUCAAGCUAGAGGACUUCCCCAGGGGGGCGGAGUCACCUCUCAGAGAAAGACAGGACACCUGGUUGGCUACUUACCUGGACACAGUGGACACUCACACACACUCCCCUCCCAGGCGGGUGUGCCCCCCCUCACCUCUAAGUGCACUAGCCCUCCAGAGGCUCCGCCCCCCCUCCUCUGCAGCAUGGGCGGAGUUCCUGAACGCCUCAGCCAAUGGGAAGAUGGAGAGAGACUUCGCUCUGCUGACGCUGACGGACGGGGAGCAGAGGGAACUGUACGAGGCCGCCAGGAUCAUCCAGAACGCCUUCAGGAGAUACAAGGGUCGAAGGUUAAAAGAGCAACAGGACAUCGCUGCCGCCGUCAUCCAGAGAUGCUACAGGAAGUACAAACAGUUCGCUCUCUACAAGAAGAUGACGCAGGCGGCCAUCUUGAUCCAGUCCAAGUUCCGGUCGUACUACGAGCAGAAGCGUUUCCAGCAGAGCCGGCGGGCGGCCGUCCUCAUCCAGCAGUACUACCGCAGCUACAAGGAGUACGAGCGGCUGAAGCAGGCGCCGCGAGGAGCCGCCGGCCACAACCCCAAGAUCAAGGGCUCGUUCUUGACAAAGAAACAAGACCAGGCAGCAAGAAAGAUCAUGAGGUUCCUGAGACGCUGCAGACACAGGAUCAAAGAGCUGAAGCAGAGCAGGGAGCUGGAGAGAAGAGGACUAACAACUUAAACAUGUCUCCAUCUUUCUUCACCUGACGAGAGGAGAGAGAGAAAUCCUGUCGUCCUUCUUCAGAUUGACUCUGAUGAACAAAGAGACAGAGACCGACUGAUGAGGAGGACGGAGGGACAGAGACAGACAGAGGGACGCCUCACCCCCUCUGUCUGUCUCUGUCUUCUCUCCUGGUAGAAUGUCUCUGCAGUUUAGAAAGAGCUGCGCUUGAAAACGUCUCGCCCUCCUUUUUGUCUUACAGGCAUAAGAUAAAUGUGUUUUUUUUACCCUGAGCAGAGUCUUGCAGGAAGACAACACUCGCUGUUCUUCAUUUCAGCUUCUGGCGUUCAGAAGGUCUGGAGACGUUUCGUCCAAUCAGCACAUUUCACGUUAUAUUUGUUGAGUCUUAUUUAACAGCUGCGAGCUAAGCAUGCUGGGAUAUAGUGUCCUGCUGAAAGGGGGGGGGGGCUUCUGUUGAGGGGCGGUGCUUUCUGUGGCUCCUUGGAGGCAAAGCUCAGGGCAAACAGCCCUGAAGCCUCUGCUGAGGGGCGGUGCGUUCGAGGGCCGUCUGGACAAAUCAGACUCCAGAUGAAACAGAAGCUGGGGAACCUUUUUGAACUCUUGAUGUUGAGUCAGAAACUGAACAUGAUUAUAACAAAUCUAUUCAAACACAAUCACGUAUAUUAACAUAUAAAUAUAUAUAUAUAUUCUAAAGUGGAAAUUUAUAGAGCUAUGGAUGUUUUAUUUAUUACAGCAUGAACUGUCAAUGUGAGAGAGAGAGCUGCACUGACUGAGGUCGAGUCUUAACGAACCCUCGUGACCUCUGACCUUCACACAAACAGAACAAAGUUCAAAUGUGAGGAAACAACAUGACCGAGUCCCACCUGAUGUGACAUCACUUCCUGUUGAUGUCAUCAUCUGGACAGGAGCUGAUCACAGGUCAGCUGCUUUUCUAAAAACAGAACAUGGAGGAUUUUAAUCGAACUUCAGGCUGUGAUGUCACUGAUGACAUCAUAUCUGUGCUGCUGAGGUCAGAGGUCAGAUCGGGGGUCAACCCGUGUUUGAAUCUGACGCAGUGGCAGCUGGUUUCCAUGGCAGCCCGAGACUGAACCAGUGGCUGUUGUCACGGUAACCACGGUGUCCUGCGUCAUGACGACUUGUUUGAACUUUUUCUCGUUGUUUCUGCUGAAGUGAAGUUUUGCAUGAGUUUGUAACGAACAACAAUAAAUCAGCUGUUUGCUACCGA
Molecule: messenger RNA, 6098 nt
Organism: Pleuronectes platessa (European plaice)
Lineage: Eukaryota; Metazoa; Chordata; Actinopteri; Pleuronectiformes; Pleuronectidae
Gene: camta2
Product: calmodulin binding transcription activator 2
Biological process (GO): regulation of transcription by RNA polymerase II
Cellular component (GO): nucleus
Molecular function (GO): protein binding; double-stranded DNA binding; transcription coregulator activity
Source: RefSeq, a predicted model, not a curated record